AUGAGGCUGCAAGAAGAUGAUUUACUGGGCAAAGAUGAGGAGAUUGACGAUGGCAGCGGCUAUGCAGCUGAAUGUAUUCGUGAGCCACAUUCUGAUAACGAGUACGCCGAUUAUAUUGUGAGUGAUCACGACACCAAUUCCGAAUGCUCCGAGACUGAAGAAAUCCUGUUCUUCUUUUCUUUCCUGUUCUUCUGUUCUUUUGAACUUUUGUACUAUCCUUAG
Parnassius apollo (apollo) is the source of this 222-nucleotide messenger RNA. The record is from the annotation of a GenBank genome assembly. NCBI's taxonomy places the organism in Eukaryota, Metazoa, Arthropoda, Insecta, Lepidoptera, Papilionidae.